GCGUACGCCGAACCGCGCGGCCCGAACCCUCUCCGGAACGGUCCGCCGAAUUAGCGGGGUUUUCGCCCUAAAACCGGGCCGGCGAAACUCGCGCGCGCGGAAAGUAGAGGUCGAGUUCCCGGUAAGAGUGGCAUUUUGACGUCACCGUCGCGCGCUGAUUCCCGUUCACCGACGUCACCGUUAGCACGUGCUCCGAGCGGUAGCCAAUGAGAGACGACCAGUUUCUAAAGACCAGGAGACUGGCGAAGGCACGUGCUAGAAUGGACUCGGAGCCGCGACUGUCAAAGGUCUAUUUGUUCGUCUGACUGCGACAAAUGCGCCAGCGCUGGUUUCUCCCCGGCAUCGAAGCUCCCGGGAUUCUCGCUCCAUAAUCCCAGACGACGCGCCUCCCGCCCAUGGAACGCCUCUGACUUCAAACGGUAUGGAGACCAACAUCACCCUGUGGCAGUUUCUGCUGGAGCUUCUGCUCAGCAACCAGUACAAUCACAUCAUCACGUGGACCAACAGCGAAGGAGAGUUCAAGCUGAUCAACGCCGAGGAAGUGGCCCGGUUGUGGGGCCUGAGAAAGAACAAGCUCAACAUGAACUACGACAAACUGAGUCGCGCCCUCAGGUAUUACUACGACAAAAACAUUAUCAAGAAGGUCUUGGGACAGAAGUUCGUCUACCGAUUCGUCAGCUUUCCGGAAAUCGUCAAAAUGGAAAACAAGAUCCCCUUCCACGUCAAAAUGGAGAGCAUCAGCAAGACGGGAGGGGUCUAUCAGCGAACGCAUCCCGGUGACGCUUUCGUUCUGACUCGACAGCCCCUGGCUUCGCCCGAAACGCCCACCGCGGACGACAAGGGUUCUCCGGAAUCCCCGCUCAAGAGCAGAGAGCUCAAGAGGGCGCUGGCGGACGACGAAUCGCUUCCCGCCAGUCCCACUUCCACUUGCAGUUCCAGCAAGCGCCCCAAGACGGACGGCGACAGCGAUUCCUGCCCCUCUCCGGCUCCCUCCGUCUCGUCUUCGGGCUCCAAAUCCAAGUGCAAACCUCCUCCCCUGUCGUCGGUCGGGUCCUCUUCCCUUCUGGGCCCCACCUCUUCCUCCUCGGUCUUUCCUCCUUCUCUUCAGACGCCCAUCGUCACCUUCGCCAGCCCCUUCCUGGGCCAGAACAAGACCCCCAUCAUGACUCUGCCGUUGUGGAAUCCGUUCGGACUGCGCAGUCCACGUUUCUCCGCCGGCCACUUCCAGUUUCCGUCUCCCUGUCCGGAGCUGGGCUUCGCGCCCUAUCUGGGUCCCCCCUUCUCGCCUUUCGCCCCGCAGCUGCUGCUGUCGCCCACCAAGUCCAUCCCGGUGCUGGAGUAAGGGAGCGGGAGGACUCACGACGGUAGAAGACGUCUCCUUCUACGUAAAUCCACCAAAGGACCGUCCCGAGUCGGGAUAUAAACACCAGUCUUCCGUACUUGGCUCCACUCUUCCAUCUAUUCGGACACGUCGUAACGAUGGCAUUUUCCAAAGAGUUAUUAUCGAAUAUAGGCACACGUAGAGUGUUUUGUAUACAUAAUUAGUGUAUAUAGUUCUUAGAUAUAUAUUAGAGAAUAUAGGACAACCUCGGUGGAACCACCUCCUUCCACUCCGCUCAAUAUGUGGUUUGACCACGUGCCAAGCGGUCGUCCCGAUCGCUCGUUCUGUAUCGAUUCAAAUCUUAGUAUAUUUUUUGUACAGCAAUAAAAUGAUUCUACCAUUUACCAUA
This is a messenger RNA of Centruroides sculpturatus (bark scorpion), 1730 nucleotides long. Its product is annotated as ETS domain-containing protein Elk-3-like. The transcript has 3 exons. Gene Ontology annotation, biological process: cell differentiation; regulation of transcription by RNA polymerase II. The record is from RefSeq and is a predicted model, not a curated record. Lineage: Eukaryota; Metazoa; Arthropoda; Arachnida; Scorpiones; Buthidae. Bases 422 to 1342 code for a protein of 306 amino acids. Gene Ontology annotation, molecular function: sequence-specific DNA binding; DNA-binding transcription factor activity, RNA polymerase II-specific. Gene Ontology annotation, cellular component: nucleus.